CUUUAUGGAUAUUUUUCCCAAUUUUAAAUAUCAAAAGGCUGAAACAGUGGCUUCUUUAGAACAUAAUUCCAGUUUAUCUGCUUAAAAUAUGAUCAAAUUUACUGUUAUGGAAAAAUAUAAUAAAUUAAUCGCAGCACUGUUUCUAUUGGUUUGCUUUUAUAUUGAGCAGCCAAAAGAGAAAACCCUCUCUUCUGCUACUCAGAGAAAAGAAACAGAAAAAAGUUUGUUGAUGAAGAAUUGAAGAAUAACAAAAUGAGCUCCAUUCAUUUCAAGAAAAUCAGCCUCCUUUUCCUCAUCAUUUCUGCAGCUCUUUUUUCUACUUCUUUUGCAGGCCGAGUGCGUAAAUCAAUGGUGUCAAAGGCAGUGAGCACAAGUUAUGAGGAUUCAGAAUCGUGGGAGGCAGUAAGGCACGAUGAAGAGAGUGAGAUACAUGACAGAGUUCUGAAAGUGAAAACAAAUGAUUAUGGAAGAUAUGAUCCUGCGCCAGCUUUCGUUAAGCCUCCUUUCAAACUCAUUCCCAACUAAUAUUGAUCAAACGCCAUCACCACCGACAUCAUCAUCGUAUAAUAUAUCUCUAUAUAUAUAGUAUGCAAUAUAUGUGAAUCAUAAAUAACUAGUGUGUCACGAAAAUAUAUAGUAAUGAAUGUAUGCAUCGCAUGUAUUUAUACGAUGAAUGUUGGGUUUUGUAUGUCAGGCUUUUCAAGCCACAAAUAUAUAUAUGUAGGAUGCUAUAUGUGAAAUAUUAUGACUUUA
This is a messenger RNA of Salvia miltiorrhiza (redroot sage), 753 nucleotides long. Its product is annotated as protein CASPARIAN STRIP INTEGRITY FACTOR 1-like. NCBI's taxonomy places the organism in Eukaryota, Viridiplantae, Streptophyta, Magnoliopsida, Lamiales, Lamiaceae. Bases 253 to 525 code for a protein of 90 amino acids. The record is from RefSeq and is a predicted model, not a curated record. The transcript is spliced from 3 exons.